ACCGUCUCGUUCUCCUUUCCUCACUCCGAUGCACCUGCCCUCGCCGACUCGCCGUUAAAUGCCACCGACACACUCCACUCCUCGCUGCCGCCGCCGCCGCAUCUGACCACCCGGCGAUGGCGAGACCGGCGGCGACGGCGGCGGCGCCGAAGGCGCCCCCUCCGAAGCACCUGAUUGCGCUCGCCGUCGUCGCCAUCCUCGGCCUCGUCCUUGUCGCCGACUUCCUCUGGGCCUCCUCCUCCCCCGCCGCCCCCGCCUGGUCCUCCAGGAUCGAUCUCCCCGGCCGCCCGGCCGCCCUCGUGCCACCCUCGGGGAAGAAGCAAACAAAGGAAAAAAUAUCUAUAGGUUCCACGGACAUAAAUGCAACCUUUGCAGAUUUGCCAGCACCAGAACUACAAUGGGAGGAGAUGGCUGAAGCACCUGUGCCACGUUUGGAUGGUGCUGCUAUGCAAAUUAAGAAUCUCUUAUAUGUGUUUGCUGGAUAUGGUACCAUUAACCAUGUGCAUUCUCAUGUGGAUAUUUACAAUUUCUCAGAUAAUACAUGGGGUGGGAGGUUUGAUAUGCCAAAGGAAAUGGCUCAUUCACAUUUGGGGAUGGUUACAGAUGGAAGAUAUGUUUAUGUGGUAACAGGACAGUAUGGUCCGCAAUGUAGGGGGCCCACAGCACGAAAUUUUGUGCUGGACACUGAAACAAAAGAAUGGCACGAUUUGCCUCCAUUGCCAGUUCCUAGAUAUGCUCCAGCCACACAACUUUGGAGAGGCAGGCUUCAUGUGAUGGGUGGCAGCAAGGAGGAUAGGCAUGAACCUGGGCUUGAACAUUGGAGCAUUGCAGUAAAGGAUGGGAAAGCCCUGGAAAACGAGUGGAGGAGUGAGGUACCAAUCCCACGUGGAGGCCCUCAUAGGGCUUGUGUUGUUGCUAAUGAUAAGCUACUUGUUAUUGGUGGCCAAGAAGGAGAUUUUAUGGCGAAACCUGGAUCACCUAUAUUUAAAUGUGUUAGAAGAAGUGAGGUGGUCUACAGCAAUGUCUACAUGCUUGAUGAUGGAAUGAAGUGGAAAGAAUUUCCACCUAUGCCAAAGCCAGAUUCACAUAUAGAGUUUGCUUGGGUGAAUGUUAACAAUUCUCUCAUUAUUGCUGGAGGAACCACAGAAAAGCACCCAAUAACCAAAAAAAUGGUUUUAGUUGGUGAAGUGUUUCGGUUCAACUUGAACACACUGGAAUGGACUGUGAUUGGGCGGUUACCUUUCCGAAUCAAGACCACUCUGGUAGGAUACUGGGAUGGCUGGCUGUAUUUCACUUCUGGGCAACGAGACAAAGGACCGAAAGACCCUUCUCCUAAGAAGGUUGUCGGAUGCAUGUGGAGAACUAAGUUGCACCUGUGAGAUUUUUAGAAGGAAAACUGAUAUGACCAUUGACUAAGCCCAUUCUUUAUGCAUUCUUUUGGGUACAUAACUGUUCCAUUCCCCUAUGGUGGGCGAGUUGUUUAUUAUCAUACGAAUUGUUGGCUUUGUUGUGCAUUGUCACAUCAUGCCACUAAUCUGUUGUAUGCUUACCUUUUUGGUUAUAUCAUAGAAUGACCGACUUUUACGCAAUUUUGUACAGAGAAUCAGAGAUAAUUGAUCUUCUGUUCAGUGAUUGGAGUGUGACAGAUACAUUUGCACUUGAGUUA
Messenger RNA from Oryza sativa Japonica Group (Japanese rice), 1666 nucleotides. RefSeq names its product kelch repeat-containing protein At3g27220. NCBI's taxonomy places the organism in Eukaryota, Viridiplantae, Streptophyta, Magnoliopsida, Poales, Poaceae. Gene Ontology annotation, molecular function: protein binding. The record is from RefSeq and is a predicted model, not a curated record.